ACUCUCCACACAUACACAGACUCACCACUCUCCACACAUACACAGACUCACCACUCUCCACACAUACACAGGCUCACCACUCUCCACACAUACACAGGCUCACCACUCUCCACACACGCCAGCCAUGCCAUCCCCGUCAGACUCCAGCAGUGUAGUGUCAGCCUCUGGGUCUAGGGGCUGGUCAGAUAGCUGCCGGGGCAUGUCUGGCCGUCAGGGUGGGGCCAAACUGCUGCUGUACCUGGGGCUGUGCCACCUGGGCCUGGGGGCCAUGGUCCUGGCCUUCUCCUUCACCAGCAUGGCCUUCACAUCCUCAGCCCGCGUCCGACAGUCCUGCCCCUUCUGGGCUGGCUUCUUUGUUGUGGCAUCAGGGUUAGUUGGCCUUAUCUCAUGGAGAAGACCACUCACUCUGGUGGUGUCCCUCUUCAUGCUGCUGUCUGCUGUGUGUGUCAUCCUUAGUCUGGCUGGAUCCAUGCUCUCCUGUCAGAACGCACAGAUGGUCAAGUCACUCCUCACCUGCCAGGUGGAGAGUGGGUUGUGUGUGUGUUGCGCCCCAACACACUCCUGCUCUAUAAACGAGGAGGAGACCCUGGUACUCUACCUAAACGCAGACUGCCACUCUGUCAGACAUCAGCUAAAGGACCUGUUGUUCAGUGCUUGUGGUCUGAGUAUUCUCUCUACCAUCAUCUGUACUCUCUCUACUGUCACCUGUAGUAUACACAUCUUCUCCCUGGACCUAGUGCACCUGCUUGCCCCGCACCGCUCUCGCUCCGUCAACCCAGAAUGCACCACUCCUCAGGACGCCUUCCUGACCAACAUCAUGGACUUUGAGGAGUUUGUCCCGCCCAUCCCUCCGCCCCCCUACUACCCCCCUGAAUACACCUGCAGCUCUGAGACAGACGCACAGAGUAUCACCUAUAACGGGUCGAUGGAGAGUCCAGUUCCUCUGUACCCCACUGACUGUCCCCCUCCUUACGAAUUAGUGAUGGGACAGAGAGCAGCUAGCCAGGCCACGGUGUUUGACAGCCAUGGGAAUGAGCUGUCUGGAGAGAGGGCCACAUCCACUGCCUUCAGCGGAGAGGUCUCCAUGGACAGUGGUUCUCUGUUGAUGUCGGAGAUCAUUGACAUCCCAGACGACUCCUCACCUUCAGAGGACUCCUGCCUCGUGGGGGUGAGGGCUAGGGGGGAGAGAGGGAGCACUGGGGGAGUGGAGGGGGGAGACGGGGGAGAAGGAGGGGAGUAUGUGAGCUUCCGUGGCCCCCCUCCCCAACCCCCGGAGAGUCCCCUGGUGGGCCCCAGGGCCAGGCGAUGCUACAGAGGAGAGAGGUCCAACUCCUGCUCCUCAUCUAGCACUGCUACAGCUACAUACAGGUCUCCAGUGUUGAGGCGACAGGCUAUGUUGGCCAGUAGUUGUUCCCAGUUGGAGCUGCUAGGGGGCGCCACCUCUCACCAGUGCUCCUCUAUCCUAGAGAAACGAGUCGGGCCUUGCACCCCUUUACGAUGCGGUUCCACCUCAGCAGCUCCUCCCACUUCCUCAUCCUCAGCUGUCAAUCAGCAGGGUGGUCAGGGCAACGGGGUACCCCUCCCCCUACAGCCGUUGUACCUGCGUCGUCAGGGCGGAAGGAGCGAGAGGGGGGAUUGUGACGGGCUUUUGCCCCUAGUGAGGUCACACAGCGAGCCUGGCCUCAGCUCUUCUGCUGAUACACUAUACUUCAGUGGUGGCUCAGUGGGCAGUAAAGGAGUGAGGGAGGGCUCUCAGACCUCUACAGACACAGGUCCAUCCUCCGAGGCAUGCCUGCUACCCCGCUCCUCUCUGGUGCCCCCCUCAGCCCUCCUCCCCAGGAAGGGCAGUGUGAAGGCAGCCACCAUGGGGCGCACCUUGCCCCCCUCCAAAGGCCCUGCCAACUCUCCCUUGCACCUGCCCAAAGAAUGCAACCGCUCUCUUGGGGACCUCAAGGUGACGAGGGGGUUGGUGGCUCGCUUCCUGCAGCGCUCCAAACGGAACCUGGCGUCCGCCGCAGAGCAUUCUGGGAACACGGGACAGGGUCAGAAAAGAAGAGGUGGGGUGGAGGGCAACGGGACAGGCCAUCUCCCUUUAGAGCAGGUGUUACGUAACUCCUGGGGGGCCAGCCAGGGAACCCACCCGCCAUACCCUCAUCACCGUGGUCACCACCACUCCCAUAGCGACAGCCGCCACAACCGCCGUCAUAGCAACCAACCCCCUGUGACGGAAGGGAUCCACUUGCGCAGCUGCGGCGACUUAAGCUCCUCCUCCUCUGCGUCGAUAUGGCGAUUACUGACGGCCAACCCCCCUCACGGGUCAUCAGGGGCACUGUACACAGAGUCAGCCCUGUAAGAGGGGGAGGAGGGAGGAAAGAUGGGGGGGGGGAGUAGAGGAGGCAGAAAGUGUACCCACACAGAGGAGAGUGGAGGCAUGGUAUGGUCUAAUGAAGAAGAGAUACGAAGGGAGGAGGAGAGGUGGAGGAUGGUAGGAUGAGUUAGACAGGGGAGAGGAAGGAUGAAGGAACAGGCUACUGACAUAUCCUGAUGGGCGGUGGAAGGAGUCAGCACUAUGAGGAGGGAACGACUGGACAGCCUUGUUCCAAUACUUUCAACAUGCAUCCUACCGCUUUCCCUUCCUCCUUCCCCUUGGAGCCCUCCUCUGCACCUGCGCCUGGCCUUCCUUUCCUGAACUGUGACCUCUCAACUAACCUUCAACCUCCACCUAGCCAUACUGAAAACAACUCUAUCUGUCCUCUCCAACUCUCUGGGAUCUCUCUCUAACUUCAAGACUAGAGAGGAUGGAGAGAAGGAGUAGGAUAAUGAAGUUUCCCCUAGACUCUGAGCUAUGGUCAGUUUAGUGUUUCUCCUCCUAAUGGUUAAGGUUAGGAUCAGUGGAGCAUAAGCUGAUCCUAGAUCUGUGUCUAAGGUAAACACUUUUCUGGAGCUGUGAAUAUCACUCUUACACGAACCGCAUACACUCAUUUAACUGCUCACUCUUUUUCAAAACUCAAAUGUACGUUCAUUUGUCCAGCUCUUCAUCCGGAGCGAAACUCACUUUAAGUGUUCACGAAACUCACCUUUUUGUCUUCCACUCGUGAAAUGGUUAACCUUCCUUUUCUCCUGAUGACACUGUAAAAUGUACAGAAAAAUGUACACUCGUUUUGCCCACUGACAGUGAAAGUUUAAUGGCCUGCUAGUGUCGCCAUAUGUUUACAAACUUACAUCGUUAUUUUAUGUGUGGUUAAUUUUCUUGAGGUAAAAUCAACAUGUAAUCAUCACCACCCCUUACCUAGUCCAUCUCCAAUCUGGCUUCAGAAGAAAGGUGCCUCAAACUCAAAACUCACACACCAUCUACCCCAGACUCAAAACUCACACACCAUCUACCCCAGACUCAAAACUCACACACCGUCUACCCCAGACUCAAAAAUCACACACCAUCUACCCCAGACUCAAAAAUCACACACCAUCUACCCCAGACUCAAAAAUCACACACCAUCUACCCCAAACUCAAAACGGACUAUUACACCGGUCUAAGACAUCAUACUCCUAAACUCUGCAUUUCCUGUCUCUGAGAUGCCCUUGGACAUAGCGAUUUGAUUUGUAUGUUAUGGUACAACCCCCCAUAAUGUACUCUGAAUGAAACAGGAGCCUUGUUCAAAUACUACAACUUCCCUCCCUGUGUAUCAAAUCCUACAAAAUAACUAACCUCCCCUAAGAAUGACUUUAGCUGCAUGUUUUGGCAAUGCUUCUUACCUUUCUCUCUCUCUCUUGCAUCCAAAACCUAGUUGCUCUGAGCCUUUGGAAAUGUGUUAAUGUAUAGUGAAGGGGAUGGAUCAAUGUUGUGCUGUUGAACCCAGAGCCGUAGAUAUACUGGGUUCUAACUAACUAUCAUCCAUGAACUCUGUGAUGUGUCUGGCUCUGGCUGAACGGUUAUGUCUGAUCAAUUACACCUCAGUAUGAUUCCCAAAGCACUAAAGAGAUUCUUGCAAUAAAUGUACAGAUACGUUUGUAUAGAUGUUGGGGAUCAGAUAUUCAGGAUGGUAGUUCCACCAAGACUUAGUGGGAACUAUGAGAAUCUGGAUAUUAUAGUCUGAUACUGGAGGUUGGACGACAUAAAGCGUGCAGUAUUCUUAGAGGACAUACUGUCUGGAUUGGAAUAGAAAGCUGGCUAACCUCAACCCAGUCAGACAAGAGUUAUACACUCAAUGGCGAUAUUGUGAAGACUUAAGUUUUGAAUAUACACAAUUAUGUAUGUAAGUGAUUUAAACACAACACACAGAGACACACAACCACCCACACACAGACACACAACCACACACACACACACACACACACACAAACACACAGAAGCACUGAGCUGUGUUAAAAAUGUUGCUAUAAUUUCUACCUCCUAUUUUGCACAGUGUAUAAUUGUAUGGCUUGAAGUGAUAGAGCCGACCUGAAUAAACAUAUUAUUCUCUUCAAAUAUGAUACAUAAAUGUUCUAAUGCAAGAACUUUUAAUGCAAGUCAUGUAUUUCAACAUACUGAAUAAAUGAUCCACAACAUGAAA
Molecule: messenger RNA, 4550 nt
Organism: Oncorhynchus tshawytscha (Chinook salmon)
Lineage: Eukaryota; Metazoa; Chordata; Actinopteri; Salmoniformes; Salmonidae
Gene: entrep3
Product: family with sequence similarity 189 member B
Exons: 14
Coding region: 125-2353 (742 amino acids)
Cellular component (GO): membrane
Source: RefSeq, a predicted model, not a curated record